This is a messenger RNA of Linderina pennispora, 386 nucleotides long. RefSeq lists its product as uncharacterized. Gene Ontology annotation, cellular component: cytosolic large ribosomal subunit; ribosome. The record is from RefSeq and is a predicted model, not a curated record. NCBI's taxonomy places the organism in Eukaryota, Fungi, Kickxellomycota, Kickxellomycetes, Kickxellales, Kickxellaceae. The transcript has 2 exons. Gene Ontology annotation, molecular function: protein kinase activator activity; structural constituent of ribosome; ribonucleoprotein complex binding. Gene Ontology annotation, biological process: cytoplasmic translation; translational elongation. Bases 63 to 386 code for a protein of 107 amino acids.
CUCAACUGAGUUAAAGCACCCCGUCGUCGUCUCGUACACUUUUUACAAACGAAUACUUAAACAUGUCCAUUGCUGAGAAGGCUACCGCUCUUGCUGCCCUGAUCCUCGCCGACGACAACGUCGAGAUCACCGCCGACAAGCUUGAGGCUAUCACCAAGGCCGCUGGCGUCAGCGUCGAGCCCAUCUACUUCAGCCUGUUCGCCAAGGCUUUCGAUGGUGUCAACGUCGCUGACCUCCUGACCAACGUCGGCUCUGCCGCCGCUGCCGCCCCUGCUGCUGGUGGUGCCGCCGCCGGUGGCGCUGCCGAGGAGGCCGCUGAGGAGGAGAAGCCCGCCGAGGAGGAGGAGGAGUCCGAUGAUGACAUGGGCUUCGGUCUGUUCGACUAA